CAAACGUGGAUAUUGACGUAUAUAGUCUGUGUUGUUGUAUUUCUUUUUUAUUUGAACUUGUCUCCCUGUGGUGAAGAGGGGACAUAACCAAAAUGGGGAAGGGAAAUAAUAUGAUCCCGAAUGGCCAUUUCCAUAAGGAUUGGCAAAGAUUCGUUAAAACAUGGUUCAAUCAACCAGCCAGAAGACACCGUAGAAAGCAAAACCGCAUAAAGAAAGCUAAAGCAAUCGCUCCACGCCCUGCUGCUGGUCCACUCCGACCGGUUGUAAGGUGCCCAACCGUUCGCUAUCACACUAAAGUUCGUGCUGGUCGUGGAUUUACUCUCAGAGAGAUCAGGGCUGCUGGUCUGAACCCUAGUUUUGCCAGAACUGUUGGUAUUGCUGUGGACCCACGUCGCCGCAAUAAAUCUGUUGAAUCGCUCCAAAUCAAUGUUCAGAGAUUAAAGGAGUACCGUGCGCGUCUUAUCUUAUUCCCUAAGGGCAAGAAGGUGCUGAAGGGAGAAGCCACCGAGGAGGAACGUAAACUGGCUAAGCAGUUACGCGGUCCUCUGAUGCCAGUGCAGCAACCAGCACCCAAGUCGGUUGCACGCGUCAUCACUGAAGAGGAGAAGGACUUCAAGGCUUACCAAUACCUCCGAGGCGCCCGCUCAAUAGCCAAGCUUGUUGGUAUCAGAGCCAAGAGGUUGAAGGAUGCUGCUGAAAACCCUGAUGACGUGACUAAGGCACCUACAGUGGUUAAGGAACCUAAGAGUAAAAAGUGAACAAUAAAGUAAAUAAUCACUAA
Colias croceus (clouded yellow) is the source of this 781-nucleotide messenger RNA. It is a transcript of the gene RpL13, whose product is annotated as 60S ribosomal protein L13. Gene Ontology annotation, molecular function: structural constituent of ribosome; RNA binding. The record is from RefSeq and is a predicted model, not a curated record. Gene Ontology annotation, cellular component: cytosolic large ribosomal subunit; ribosome. The coding region runs from base 93 to 758 and encodes 221 amino acids. Gene Ontology annotation, biological process: translation. NCBI's taxonomy places the organism in Eukaryota, Metazoa, Arthropoda, Insecta, Lepidoptera, Pieridae. The transcript is spliced from 5 exons.